AUGGGCCAAGAGCCCGAAGUAGUGGAGGCACACGAAGAAGAAAGGCCGACAGAUAGCCAUUACCUGGCGGAUAUGGCCACCAAGCAGAAGCCUCUAGAGGAAAAAGGGCAUGCCGAGCUUAAUCAUGGAGAUGUGGAGGUCAAGAACUUGGGAUGGAACAACCCCCCAAGCAUGGUCUCUCAGCCCAUGGUCGGAGGAUUGACGAAUGAGGAGCUUUGGAUCCUGGUUCGUCGAUUUGAUAAACAAAUAUUUCAUGUCAAGUCAAUAGCUGAACCACCACUCGCCAAUCUGGAUAUGAACAUAGCAGAUGAAGAGGAGUUUUCACCAGAUAAACUCCGCGCUCAUGUUGAACGCUUGUACAUGACUGUAAUAGUUGGGCUCUUCUCCUUCUGGAAACAAAUCGUCCGCCUUCGUUCAUGGCGUGAGUCGAGACGCACAUCGACCUUUCUUGCCGUCUACUCCGUCGCCUGGGCAUUCGACUUCGUAGUCCCCGUCCUUAUUAGCUUUCUAAUGGUUCUUGUUCUCGCACCCGAAGCACGAGACUUUUGUUUUCCUCCCGCCCCACCCUCUCUCAUCGAUAGUAAAACAGGCGGCGUCAAGAAGCCGGCAUCAGGCGUCCUUGCGUCGGACGACUCUAUCACAGGUGCCCCCGAGAAGCAUGCCGGAGAGGCGGUGGAACAAGAAGCUCACAGCUUCGUCAACAGUAUUUCCUCGCUGAUCAUUAGCACGGCGGCGGGGAAACAUCCUCAAGGCGAUCCCCACGAUGAUAACGCUUCCCCCGACCCUACUAACGUUGCCCAAGAUAUCGUCGAUGCUAAAGACAAGACGGGCGGUAACGAGCCCAGCGGUCAUCACGACAAGACCAAGAAACCUGUUCACGAAUCAGUCUGGGUAAAAGCCAGGCCUGUUAUGCACGGAAUUGCGGACCUUGUGGACACUUGGGAACGCUUCGGCAACGCGCUUAGCCCAACACCGCCAUUCCCACAACAGCGGCCUCGAUUUAUCCUCGCUAGCAUUUUGUUGCCGAUUCUCCUUGGAUCUUUCUUCAUGACAUCGUAUAUGCUGGUUAAGGGUACCGGGUUCAUCGUUGGAUUCACCUUCUUUGGAGACCCGAUCAUCCAAAGAGGCAUGGUGUUUAUCAACCGCACCUACCCUCGUUGGCAGAAGUAUGUUGAAUUGCGAAACAAUAUUCUCAAGGGCAUUCCAACCAAUGCUCAGCUUACGAUUACGCUUCUACGUAUUGGCGAGAGAAACAAGGCGCCGAUUCCGCCUCCUCCUACGUCCUCCGAGCCACCUCCAGAUUUGCCUCACGCGACUGCAGGUCAAGGUCUAGAGCAUCUCGGCGUCGAUCAAGACGAAAUAGACCUCGCCGUUCAACCCGAUCAGAGUGCUCUUGCCCCCGCUGAGUCUCAGACCGAAGAGCACAAACAGAAGAAGGGUCAUAGGAUCAUGAACUUCAUCAAGAGCACUGCAAAGGGCGGUGUCAACACCUCUUUGGCUGCAGACAAACUGAAAGCCAAGGUAGGCGCCAAACACGCCAAAGACAGGCUUGGCGUGGUCAAAACAGAGCCUGAUCCUGAAAAAGGACCGAUAUCCUUCCCUGCACGGUGGAAGGGUAAGAAAGGUUGUGCUUACAUUACAACAACGGCGACUACACCUGCUCUGAGCUGGACAACCGACUCUGAUAACCUGAAUCCGACAUGGACUAUUACCAUCGGGGAUAUUGAUCAAAUCCGUAAGAUGGGCGGACUCGGAUGGAAGUCCAAAAUAUUCGUGGGUUGGGCCACAAAUCGUGAGAUCGCAGAUGGGCUCAUUGUGACAGAUGGCACAGGCAAGGAGUAUCAUCUCACUGCAAUCAUUUCUAGAGAUGAGCUUUUCAACCGCCUGGUUGCUAUGGGAUCGCAAAUGUGGGAAGCCUGGUAA
Colletotrichum graminicola M1.001 is the source of this 1923-nucleotide messenger RNA. RefSeq lists its product as uncharacterized. The transcript has 7 exons. Lineage: Eukaryota; Fungi; Ascomycota; Sordariomycetes; Glomerellales; Glomerellaceae. Bases 1 to 1923 code for a protein of 640 amino acids. The record is from RefSeq and is a predicted model, not a curated record.